AACGAGGAACGACCACUCAUGACGACGACGGCUGUGACGCCACUGGCGGCCUCGCUGGCUAUGGCGCCCGCCACCACGCGCGCAGCCCAGGCCAUCUACGGCGACUUCCACCACAACACCAUCCCCGCCGAGUCAUUUCUGGCCUCAUCGUCGUCGUCGGCAAUCGUCGCAUCCAACUUCCACGCUAUUAAGCUAUCCUCGGAUGCUCAGCUUUGCCCACGCCACCUCGCUCAUCUCUCCUCCCUGUCUUCGAGCAACAACGACAAUGGUGGACCACCCGUACCAGACUGUCCGCUCGGGCGCCGCUGCCCCUUUCGGCACGACGCACCCUCCUCGCUCAACUUCAGCGCCGUGCCCCUACGCGACCCGGGCAAGCGCACCGUCUGCAAGCACUGGCUCCGCGGCCUGUGCAAAAAGGGCGACUCGUGCGACUACCUGCACGAGUACGACCUCCGACGUAUGCCAGAAUGCAGAUUCUUUGCCACCUUUGGCUUCUGCAACUCGGGCGACGAGUGCCUGUACCUGCACGUCGAUCCCAGGGCCAAGAUUCGAGAGUGCGAAGAGUACCGCAGAGGCUUCUGUCCAAAAGGCCCGAAAUGCGAGAAGAAGCAUGUGCGGAGAACGGCGUGCCCGCUCUACAUUGCUGGCUUCUGCCCCAAGGGACCCGAUUGUCGGCUCGGCCACCCAAAGACGAACCCGCCCUCUGCGCAGUCUCGAUCGAGCUCGCCCGUGCAGACGCACAAGCCCUUGACGGCCGAGGAGGCCUUCGGGCCGAGGGAUCGUGGCGACCGGGGAGAUCAGCAGCGAGAGUACGGAGGAGGACCAAUGCGCAACAAUUUCAGACAACCGCGCUUCAACAACGAAGGCGACGCUACCCAGGUCGGAGGGGACCCGUACAGUGUCCCUCGGGGCGAGCGGCCGAUGGGCAACCGUUCAACGAUGGGAGCCGCCGGGGGUGCCGGCGGAGGCAAGAGGGACUUGAGCGAAGUAACGUGCUUCAAGUGCGGCGAUCGGGGUCACUUUGCCAACGCCUGCCCCAACCCGAACAAGCCGGGCAAUCGGGGCGGCGUCGAGAGGGGAUCAGGUGGGAGGGAAAGGGGCGGCGGCGGAGGAGGCGGCUUCUAUCACAAGCAGCAAUACUAGCUGCUCCAAAGUCACCAUACACAUUUGUACUUUUACCAUUUGCGCACUCUUACUGCAAUGCCUUGAA
Acaromyces ingoldii is the source of this 1210-nucleotide messenger RNA. RefSeq lists its product as hypothetical. NCBI's taxonomy places the organism in Eukaryota, Fungi, Basidiomycota, Exobasidiomycetes, Exobasidiales, Cryptobasidiaceae. The record is from RefSeq and is a predicted model, not a curated record. The transcript is spliced from 3 exons. Gene Ontology annotation, molecular function: RNA binding; zinc ion binding. Bases 19 to 1143 code for a protein of 374 amino acids.